AUGGCGAAAGGUCAGCUCUGGCUCCUCAUGAGAGAAACGGACAGAAGGAGAGAGGACGGUCAAGGAGACAGCGGCGUGCUGGGAGAUAUCACGAGCCCGUCUGACACAAUGAGAAAAGUUGGACUUAUUGGAGUGCUGCUGUUACCCCAGGCGCCCUGGUCAUCAGGGUGUCACCCUCAUGUUAAUCUUGUGAAAGAGGAGGAGAAGUGCAUGAAAGACCUGUCACACAAAGCAACAGAAAACAACAUCAGCGUACACUGUAAGGGAAUGUGGGAUGACCUGAACUGCUGGCCACCAGCUUCUCUUGGAGAAACUGUCUCUCAACCGUGUCCAAACCAUGAGUUUUUUAAUUCAGAAGGUAAAGUGUAUCGCAACUGCACCGCCAGUGGCUGGUCAGACGCGCUCAUCCCACAUGAAGAUGCAUGUAGCUACACUUUCAAUGAGACGCUGCACUUUCUUGGAGAGUCCUCAGAUUCCCAUUUGUAUUUCUCCUACGUGAAGACCAUGUACACUGCUGGAUACACACUCUCUCUCAUCUCUCUCACCAUCGCCAUCACCAUAUUCUGUCUGUUCAGAAAGUUGCACUGUACCAGGAACUACAUUCACAUCCAGGUGUUUAUCUCCUUCAUCCUGAGAGCCAUCUUCAUCUUCAUCAGAGACUCUCUGCUGUUUAGUAAUGAAGAGCUCUACCACUGUGACUACUACCCGGUGGCAUGUAAGGUUGUGCUGAUGUUUUCCAACUACUCCAUCCUGGCAAACUACAGCUGGCUGCUGGUGGAGGGUCACUUCCUCUUUACCCUGGUCAGCCGCUCCUUCUUCUCCCUGAAGAAACACCUCGCCUGGUACAUCGUCCUAAGCUGGGGCGUACCACUGAUUGUUAUCAUCUCCUGGGGUUGUGCCAAGUAUUUUUAUGAAGACGAAGGCUGUUGGGAAACCAGGACACAUGCAUGGAUUUGGUGGAUCCUCCGAGUGCCAGUUCUUCUAACUAUAUCUAUGAAUCUCAUAUUUUUCUUGGGCAUUUUGAGGAUACUGGUGGGCAAACUCAGAAUGUCGGAUGCACAGAGGAAUGAAUUCUGCCAGUAUAAGAGGCUGAUCAAAUCCACAUUUUUUCUGGUGACUCUGUUCGGUCUGCAUUACAUCCUGUUUGUUUUCUUACCUGUUGAAGUCAGCAGCUCAGUGUUUAAGAUAUGGACCCUUGCAGAACUGGCCCUGUCAUCCACACAGGGUUUUGUGGUCGCUGUGCUCUACUGCUUCAUGAACGGAGAGGUGCAGCACGAAAUUCAGAGGAGGUGGAGGAGGUGGAGGCUGACUCAGCACCUCCCCAGUCGGCCCAGACAGCAUCACGGCUCCAUCAGCCACAGCGGGUCUCCUCACACGCAGGUCUCCCUGCUGCCCUGCUCUCCAGGCAGCCCGACAACCAGCGGGCUCCCAGUGGAUACUCUGGAGAUGUGAUUCGCGUCGGGAUUUACUCAUUUUCCCCACUCUCCUUGUCGAUACAGAGGGGAACCUGGCUU
Molecule: messenger RNA, 1514 nt
Organism: Morone saxatilis (striped sea-bass)
Lineage: Eukaryota; Metazoa; Chordata; Actinopteri; Moronidae
Product: secretin receptor-like
Exons: 14
Coding region: 1-1452 (483 amino acids)
Biological process (GO): adenylate cyclase-modulating G protein-coupled receptor signaling pathway; cell surface receptor signaling pathway
Cellular component (GO): plasma membrane
Molecular function (GO): G protein-coupled peptide receptor activity; peptide hormone binding; secretin receptor activity
Source: RefSeq, a predicted model, not a curated record